AUGCGCUUCGCUCCCGAAUUAAAAAGCUUUGCCCUUUGCGACAGUCUGCAUAUGCCGCAUGUCAAGAAGCGCUAUGCCGUGCGCGCAGGAGUUGUCACCGAUCAGGAGAGCUAUACGCCCGAUAUCGACAGCCGUUUUGACAUGCGCAUCGCGGGCGUUAACCACUUCACAUGGAUGCUCAAGGCCGAGUUUGAUGGCGAGAAUGUUAUGCCCAAAAUAGCCGAAUCGAUCCGAGAGCAGGCAGCGACGGAAGAUACCGGCGGCGACGUGGGUGCCAAGGCCAUCUUCAACAAUGCCAUCGCCCAUCAGCUCUACGAAGCCUUUGGCUAUGUGCCCGUUUGCGUCUCUCAUACCAAAGAGUACGUCAGCUUCUAUCAAGGUCACGGCGUGCUGGAAGAAAUUGUGCCGCCCCUGAAGAUUUGGGAGACGGAAGCCCGUUACGACCGUCACGAAGCUAUGUGGAAUCAAGUCGAUGAUUUUGUCACCCGCAAGGUACCGAUUGGUCAAUUUAUGGAGGUUAUGGGACCGGACCACGCCACCGAUAUCAUCGAGAAUAUGGUGGGCAAUCUUGGGCAACCAUUUUACGUCAACUCGCCCAACCGAGGGGCCGUGACCAAUAUGAGUGAUGACGCUUUUCUCGAGCUGCUCUGCGAUGUGGAUAUGAAUGGCCCCGUGCCGCGCCCAGUGGGCGAAAUGCCCCGCGGCAUCCGCGGCAUGCAGGAGGUCGUGCUCGACACCCAUGAAUUAACAGCGGAGGCUGUCGCCAAAUGUGAUUAUGGUCUGCUGCGCCGAGCCAUGUUGACGGAUCCGCUGGUCAAUUCGAUUGCCGAUGCUGAUGCGAUCUUAAAAGAGCUGCUGGAGCACGAGAAAGAAGUUCUGCCAGAAUGCUGGCGAUAA
Messenger RNA from Penaeus monodon (black tiger shrimp), 897 nucleotides. RefSeq names its product maltose-6'-phosphate glucosidase MalH-like. The transcript has a single exon. The record is from RefSeq and is a predicted model, not a curated record. Gene Ontology annotation, molecular function: oxidoreductase activity, acting on the CH-OH group of donors, NAD or NADP as acceptor; hydrolase activity, hydrolyzing O-glycosyl compounds. The coding region runs from base 1 to 897 and encodes 298 amino acids. Gene Ontology annotation, biological process: carbohydrate metabolic process. NCBI's taxonomy places the organism in Eukaryota, Metazoa, Arthropoda, Malacostraca, Decapoda, Penaeidae.